Uranotaenia lowii is the source of this 4855-nucleotide messenger RNA. RefSeq lists its product as uncharacterized. The coding region runs from base 165 to 707 and encodes 180 amino acids. The transcript is spliced from 3 exons. Lineage: Eukaryota; Metazoa; Arthropoda; Insecta; Diptera; Culicidae. The record is from RefSeq and is a predicted model, not a curated record.
GUUCUGCCUGUUGCUCAACAAUCAUUCAACAUCCGUUGGCCGACUAGCACCUUAGCACUUAGCACUAAACAAUCAUCAUCAGACAGUUUCCGGUGUGUGCUUGUUCUGGGCUUAAAUUCUACAGAGUUCAAAGUGUGACAAAUCCGACAGUGAAGGUGACAAACAUGCUCUUUAAGCUACACGUGUGCUGUGCUGUGGCGCUCCUGGCGCUCCUCAACUGGACCGAGGCGCUUCCGGUCAAGGAACAGGAAGUAGAGGAUUUAAUGUACAAACUGCAACAGCUCAAGCAACUGAACGACGGUUCACAGCACCAGGGUCACAACAAAGCAGGAGAGGAAUUAAACAGUUUGUCCCUCACUCCAAACGAAAUGAUCGCUAAGAUAAAACGUUCGCUCAACAAUUCGGACCGCCGGGCCCUGCUGAACAGCUACUUUGCACGCGGUUUGGCCCCGAUGUAUGAAAAGCGCAACUUCGACGAGAUCGAUCGCUUCUCAUCGUUCGGCGGUAAACGCAACUACGGCUUAAUUGACCAGUACGAAACGCCGUCGAUGGGCAAACGUCAGUUCGACGAGAUCGAUCGGUUCGCUUUCCGACCUAAGCGUCUCUUGCGGGAGAGGGAAGAGUUUGGUGGUGGAUCACCCAAUCAUUUGAAGAGAAACGGCAAACUCGCGGACGAAAUGUCUGUCAUCAAUGAAUAUUCGCAGUAAAAACAACAACUAACUAGAAUCUGAUCACAUGGCACAAUAAUUGGGAAGAUGGAUCAAGUGAGUCUCAGUAUGUUGGCAAUCAAAAUCGUCGUAUCGAAGAUAGAAGAAUCAGUAACGCAAUGGUAAUAUUAAUAAUAAGCAGCGACUGGAAUUGGAACGAACAGUAUUACUGGUAUUACUACCCUCUACUAAACUUCCUAGUAAAACACGUGCUGUUGUGAAUUUUAAAAGCAGUUUCAUGUGGCUAUAUCGCAAAACAAAUGGUUACAUCAAAAUAAAUUACUUUAAAAAAGAACUUUACGAAACACUGAAUUGAAAUAAAUGCAAGUUAUGAGAAGUUGGUUCAUCUAAUACCGUAUUUGUUUAUGCCGAGUGUUGCACUAGUGUUGCACUGGUGCACCACUAGGUGCUGUCAAACUGUUUGUUUAUUCGGACGGUGUUGCACUGGUUUUGAUCUGUCGGAGUUCUGCUUACGGACGGUGGCCCACCGAUAAUUUUGCCAGUGUUGCGAGAGAGCGUGUGAGUGAGCGAGGUAGCAAUACACUGGCGAGGAUUUGUGUUUGUUUUUAUCGGGUACGGUGGAACACUCCACGAGUGGAGAAAACAAAUACAGUAUAAUAUUUCAGUCGCAGUUAUUAGGAUAAAAGAAAGAAAACCCCGUUUUGCAAGCUAUUAAUCCGAUGAUUUAUUGAAUCUUUAUAGUGAUUGUAAACAUGAAAGUAAUGCUAAUGACAGUCGUUAUAGGACUUUUUGACACUAGUUUUUAAAGAAGUCUAGAUUUUUUUCCGGCGCGAUAUGUAUCUACUUCGGACACGCCGCGAGAUAUACAAACACCUGCUUGCUGCUUCUAUUGUACACGAAGCUUACGCAUGCUUCUCCCCGCACUUUGAGCAGCGUGCCUGAUUGCAGCAGUAGGCGGCCGUAUGAUCCAACUGCUUGCAAUUUUGGCAGAACAUGACCGAAGGCACAUAAAGCCUCACAGGUAGACGAACCUUCCCGAGCAUAACGUAAUCAGGAAGUGCAAUGCCGGAAAAGGUAACCCGAAAAGAGCUCGAAAGGGAAAAUGUCCGUUUUUCCCGCUCGCCAAAUGCUGAUUUAAGAUGACGCGCGUCCAGCACCUAGACCGUUGGAAGAGCAGAAUCCUUGAAUCGACCAACCCCGGAUUCCAUUAGGUCAUCAACGGUCAAAACCUUUUCAGUUACCACUCCGUCGAUUUCUACGUCACGAGCGGGAACGUAAACGCGGUUCUCGAUCGUAAACUUCGGGUCACAAGCAAUGGCAUUUGCUUUCUUCAAACUAUCAACACAGCUAUCAACAACAAUGCGCAUCUUGUGCGGUCUCAUCGGCUGGUAGCUAAUUAUGGAAGGAUAAGAUCGAUCAAGGUCCCGGGUGAUUGAAAUCACAUUGGGUGAUUUCCCAUUCGAUUUGGACCGGGUGUAAACUACUCAAGGUCCCGUCGAUUCAAGUUGGUGAAUGUUAGCAUAAAUAGUAAGCGUUGAUUUGUAUAAGCACCAAUAAAUCAUUCCAAGUUUGUACUCUGACCUGCUUAGACGCCCUUCAAUUCUAUCAGGUUGGUGAAUAGUUUCCAUAGUUACGGAAUCAACAAGUGAAAAAAAAUUCACACCAACGUGUUUCAAGAAGUUAUUUUUCCGAUACAAUUAUGAACCGUGAAGGAAGAAAUCGGUUACGGCGGAUGAUUUUCGGAACCGGGAUGAUGGUAUUCCUGAUAAUACCGGAAAUGGUCAAGAUAUUCAGCGCCUUGGAGGAAAUGGCAACCAGACCCGGGACGGACAAGCGGAUGGCCAGGUGGCCAGCUAUCCGACAUUACCAGGUGGUGGAGGUGUGGCCAUGCUAACAGUGGAGAAGCUGAAGGGUCGUGACAACUACGAUUCCUGGUAAUUUGCAAUGAGGAUGGUGAUGAUCAGAGAGGGUACGUGACGAGCAGUUAACCCUCCAGAAGGCACGCACGUGAACGAGGAUCUGUCUGAGCGAGCUUUGGCAACGAUUUGCAUAGAACCUUACAACUAUUUAUAGCUUGGUUCAGAAAGCUCGUACGGCACAAGAAGCGUGGAACAGUUUGCGAACCACAUUCCAGGAGAGCGGAAAGUGCAGGAAAAUUUGUCUACUUCGCAAGCUAAUGCGCCUGGAACUUGAAGACUGUUCAUCGCUGGAAGAGUAUGUCGACGAAGUCAUGUCCACAAAUCACAAGCUGGGUGAAAUUGGAUCUAACUUGAACGACGAGUGGUUAUCUCUUAUCUUGCUCAUGGGACUUCCGAAACGAUACGAGCCGAUGAUUAUGGGCCUUGAUGCAUCGGACAUCAAUCUAACAGCAGAUGUGAUCAAAUCCAAGAUACUGCAGGAUGUCACACUGGACCGAAAUUGCAGCUCUGGUUGUGCAGCUGGAGCUUUAGCAACUCACAUGAAAACACCUGGAAAGAAGGAAAAAUCAAAUGUACAGUGUUUUAAGUGCGAAAGGUUCGGGCAUUACGCUUCAGAAUGUCAGCAGAAGGUCGAACCCAAGGACGGAAGGAAACGUCCAAACCAGAUGGCGUUUAUGGUACAUCAGAAUCCUAAAAGCAAUGCGAAUGGUUGGAUUCUGGACUCCGGUGCAGGUCGUGUGUUUCCGAGAAGGCAAUUUUGGAUCCGAUGCAAGUGGACGAAUCGAUUUACGUUGCAGAUGGAACUGAAAUUUAUGCUGCUGUGGUUGGACGCGUAGAACUUACUGCUGAGACGAGAGGUUCGUAUACAGAUUUGAGUAUCUCUAACGUCUUAUGUGUUCCAGGAUUGGCAACAAAUUUGCUGUCAGUCAGUGAAGUCUGCAAGAAAGGCAUCCGAAUAAAUUUCACUAACGAGGACUGCAAGUUUGUGAAUACAUCCACGGAGGAUGUGGUCGAAACGGGUCGACUGGAAUAAGGACUUUACCAGCCCAAUUUACGCAAUCAGCGGUUAUGUGUUUCUUCAAAACGACGGUGCUGUUUCCUGGAAUUCAAAGCGACAAUCUACAGUAGCAUUGUCAACAACGGAGGCAGAGUAUAUGGCUUUGUCAACUGCAACCCACCAAGCGAUGUGGUGGCGAGGUUUUCUUCAAGAACUUCAAAAUGUGAGUGGUCCAAUUUUGAUUAACUGCGAUAACAAAAGUGCCAUCAGCUUAGCAGAACGAGAAGUCGGGUAUUCAGCAAGGAGCAAACAUCGAUAUCAGACAUCACUUUGUUCGGCAACAGUUGGAAAUUCAAGCUAUGAAAUUGGAACACGUUAGAUCGAAAAAUCAAGCAGCGGAUAUCCUUACCAAGGCGGUACCUGGUCCGAAGCAUGAAGAAGACAAGAAGUUGUUUGGUGUUUUACAAAUAUCCACUUAAGGGGGGAUGUUAGCAUAGUGAGCGUUGAUCUGUAUAAGCACCAAUAAAUAAUUCCAAGUUUGUACACUGACCUGCUUAGACGCUCUUUAAAUUCUAUCAGUAAACCCGACGGCGAGGAGCAGCUUGAGGCAACUCGUUAGCAUUUUUGAGAGGGGUUGAUGAUGAUGGGGGUAAAGAGACUACAUACAAAGGUUUACUAUAGGCUCGUUAAUGGGGGGUAUUCACUUGAGGAGUUGAAAAUGACUGGGAGUUGCAUAACACAGAGGGAAAUUCGGGAGAAGGGAUUUCAAAUUUGGCAUCUGGUGGGUUUUUGGUACGAGAAAUGUUUCUAAGAACAUUGGGUACCCCUCCCUCCUUUCAGUGGAGAGAAAGAAAGGGGAGAGGGGCAUAUAUGAAUUUUUUUACAUAACUCGAGAACUAAUCUAGAUAUUGGUACCACAUUUGGCAUGGGAGGGCAUUGGAACACAAGAAAUGUUUCUAUGGUUAGUUUUGACCCCUCCCUUUUCAGUGGGGAUAUAGAGCUGGAAGAUUUUCCAGAAACUGAUGGCAGCCCGCUGAAGCUUUGCGAACUGAACUUUUUUUUAGACGCGCUCAAUAUUCCUGUUUUGAGACCGGAUUUAGAGCUGCUGCUGCUACUGCCUAACUAACUACUACUCUUAGAGCCUUUUUUUAUUUUGAAUUAUAAGCUUGAUGCCUUCAGAACUCGGUUUGAUUCAUCCCUAAAUCAGUCCCUAAAUUUGAUGAAGAAAAAUGAAACAAAAGUGAUACGAAUUACUAAUAAAUCAUACCUAC